CACGGCAUCUAUGGCCUUCCGCGACCUUCCUUCCCUUACCUUGACACCACGAAGCCAUCGCAACAUUUCUUUUUGCAUCGCGAGAAAGCAUAGAUCUCUCUGGAAUUGACCUCUUGCGUCCGCAGUGGAAAGCAUCACAAACGCAAUGUCGCACAUUACCCUCGCCAGGCAGGGCCUCGACGCCGUCGAGGCCAAGCAGUGGGACGAGGCCGUCACCAAGCUCUCCAAGGCGCUGCAGCAGUCCACAAACCCGGCAUGGCUCGUCGGGCGCUCCAAGGCGCUCGUCGGGUUGAAGCGGUUCGACGAGGCCCUCGACGACGCCAACCUCGCCUGGCACCAGGCCUGGGAGCGCAACAAGCGGCCCCUCCUGGUGGACGCCCAGUACCGCCGGGCCAUCGCCUACUACCGGCUCGGGCAGCUCGCCAACGCCGACUGCUGCUGCGUCUACGCCAUGCGGCUCGUCAAGGGGUCGCCAGCCAAGGAGAAGGAGGAUCCGAAGCUGGCACUGAUGGACGAACGGGGCCGCUGGAAGCCGACGCUCGCGGACGCCAUGGAAGAGGCCAGGACGGACGACUUCAACGUCGGCGACGGGGCUAGUGGCAUGGCCCUGGCAACCAAACCCAAACCGACGUCCUCCCAGUCGUCGGAGUGGCGGCUCGCAAGCACCCUUCGCAUGCAGAUUCUGCGGGCCUUGGAUAGCCUGCCCGAGGACGACCCCGCGAGGGUGGUAACGACCAGCCUGGUGCCCGAGGAGAAGAAGCUCGCUGUCCUCGCCUCAAAGGAGACAAUGACCAGCGAGCCAACAGUGGCCGCUCAGCCUGCAGCCAAGCCCGUUGUGCCCCACGGCACGCCCCUGCGGCUGCAGGACUUCCAGAGCAACACCACCAUGUCCGUGUCCAUCUUCUCCAAGGGCAACGACAAGGAGAAGCUCAAAGUGGAGUUUACGCCCUCUGCCGUCCGAAUGGACCCCGUCGUGUACCCCGGCGGAGAGGAAAAGGAAUUUGUGCUGGAGCUCUGGGGCGAGAUUGACGCCGCGGCGUCCAAGUACACGGUGACGGCGAACAAGGUGGAGCUCACCCUGGCCAAGAAGACGCCGGGCAAGUGGGCAAAGCUGCAGAAGGACGAGGACGGUGGCACGGCAGCGGCCGUCACCAGCGUCUCCGAGACUCCGAAGGCGAGUAGUGAGGGCAACAAAGAAGACACGGCGUUGCCCGCUCAACCUCCCCAGCCUGUAGCAGAGCAGCCAAAGGUGACCCCUGCCCCGGCCGCGGCGGCGACAACAACAACAACAGCAGGCCCAUCAUAUCCGUCGUCGUCUCGCACCGGCCCCAAGAACUGGGACAAGAUCGGCGCCGAGGCGGGCGACGACGAAGAGGACGCUGACGUCAACCUUUUCUUCAAGAAGCUGUACAAGAACGCGACGCCGGAGCAGCAGCGUGCUAUGAUGAAGAGCUUCACGGAGAGCAACGGCACGACGCUCAGCACGGACUGGAACGACGUCAAGGAGCGCAAGGUGGAGACGAAGCCGCCCGAGGGCGUCGAGGCCAAGAAGUGGUCGUGAGGGUGGGCAGGCACUGAAGUUUAGGGGAACCGAAGGCAAUUAUGGCAAGGCCGUAUUAAAUGCUGGCUGUGAACAGAUGUUUUGACGGAAACGAUGCAUGAAGGGGAGCGAGAUGGUCCGCCGCGCUGUUGCCCGGUCUAAUGUGAUGUUGAGUCCAACGUGGCUCCUCGGGGUGUUUUGACAGACAAUCGAGCUACCAUGGCUUCCAAGGCUGUAUGUACAUGUGUAUCUUAUGUUGUCACCGAUGCGAGCUAUGUCGAUGCAGCAC
This is a messenger RNA of Purpureocillium takamizusanense, 1829 nucleotides long. RefSeq names its product Cochaperone protein (gene SGT1). The transcript has 2 exons. Gene Ontology annotation, biological process: protein stabilization. Gene Ontology annotation, molecular function: protein-folding chaperone binding. Bases 146 to 1561 code for a protein of 471 amino acids. NCBI's taxonomy places the organism in Eukaryota, Fungi, Ascomycota, Sordariomycetes, Hypocreales, Ophiocordycipitaceae. The record is from RefSeq and is a predicted model, not a curated record.